GCGCGCGCGCGAGAGAGAUGCAAUUAAACUGCAAGCCCCAAAGAAAAGAACCUUCAAAAAGCUCCCCCACUCGCAUCCGAGGCGCGUGCAGGAUCGACCUACAAUCUGCCCACUCUUCCCUCUCCUCCCACUCCUCCACCUCUGCCAUCACCGCAAACACGCACUCACUCCUUCACAUUCCUCUCUAACAUGCGCCACCUCCUCUUCUCCACCACCACCGCCAUGCCCUCAUUCCCCAAACCCCCCAAAUCCUCCUCAAACCCUAACCCUAACCCUACCCUCUGCAAGCACAGCCCCUCCGCCACUCUCGACCUCCUCAUCCUUGUGCUCGUCCUAUUCGCGGGCUCCUUCCUCGUCUCCUCCUACCUCUCUUACCUCUCUCUCCUCCUCUCCCACUCCUCUCCUCUCCUCCUCCGCCACCUCUCCCUCCCCUACCUACUGUCCUUCAUCCUCUUCUUCGCCGCCUCCGCCGCCUUCGCCGACCUCUGUUGCGGCGCUCGCUCGCGCCGCUGUAGGAAUCCGGGCUGCAAGGGCUUGAAGAAGGCCAUGGAGUUCGAUCUGCAGGUGCAGACCGAGGAGUGCGUCAAGUCCGCUUUGAAGUCCAGGGAGAUCGACGGCUUGCCGUGGAAGGGCGGGAGCGAGGCCAACCCUGACUACGAGUGCCUCCGAUCGGAGCUCCGGAAGAUGGCGCCGCCGAACGGCCGCGCCGUGCUGCUCUUCCGCUCGCGGUGCGGGUGCCCCGUCGCGAAGCUCGAGGGCUGGGGGCCCAAGCGUGGGAAGCGCCAUAAGAAGGCUCUGGCCAGUGUGGCAGUUAAUGGGGGAGGAGGGGAUCAUCGCUGAUUGUUUGUGAUGACUGAUGCGUCAUCGGGAUCUACCUUAUAUAUUUACCUUUCUCCUAAGAUUUAUAUGUUCUUUCUCAAAGACAUAACUCACUAUGGAAACAAUUUUUUUUUUUUGAGUCCUAUAAUCCGAUGGCCCUCCUAAAUAGGUCUGAAACAACCUUUUACCUUGGAA
Messenger RNA from Alnus glutinosa, 1014 nucleotides. RefSeq lists its product as uncharacterized. Lineage: Eukaryota; Viridiplantae; Streptophyta; Magnoliopsida; Fagales; Betulaceae. Bases 190 to 840 code for a protein of 216 amino acids. The record is from RefSeq and is a predicted model, not a curated record. The transcript is spliced from 2 exons.